Messenger RNA from Adineta ricciae, 267 nucleotides. NCBI's taxonomy places the organism in Eukaryota, Metazoa, Rotifera, Eurotatoria, Adinetida, Adinetidae. The record is from the annotation of a GenBank genome assembly.
AUGGAAACACUGAUAGCUUUAAAGAAAAAUGUUAUUCAAAAAGAGCUUGAACAAAUCCAAACAACUAUACAAAAAGAACAGAAAAAGUUUUUCAUCCGAAACAAAUAUAUGCAAACUACAUCUCAAUAUCAGAAACGUGUGAAUGCAGCUAUCAAAAAUCGUCGACAACACAUGAUUGAACGUGCAAAUUAUAUGAAACAAUUCCGUUUAUCAGCAUCAUUCAAUCUAACAGAUCAUCGACUAUCAACGAACGAUUCGUAUAAAUAA